Messenger RNA from Archocentrus centrarchus (flier cichlid), 5340 nucleotides. Its product is annotated as terminal nucleotidyltransferase 5A-like. The transcript is spliced from 2 exons. The record is from RefSeq and is a predicted model, not a curated record. NCBI's taxonomy places the organism in Eukaryota, Metazoa, Chordata, Actinopteri, Cichliformes, Cichlidae. Bases 669 to 1910 code for a protein of 413 amino acids. Gene Ontology annotation, biological process: mRNA stabilization. Gene Ontology annotation, molecular function: RNA binding; poly(A) RNA polymerase activity.
CCGCCCCCACGCUUCUCAGACGGGAAGCACUCUGAUCACAACUUCUCAAGCAGCUGUGGAGUGGGACAUCCGUGACAUCGCGCAGUGUCAACAAGCUACAAAACGGCCAAAAUGUAAAGCAAAACCUGCAGUCGCUCACCGCUUCGUGAAAGUAGGUGUGGAUCGGAAACGUGCUACAGACUUAAAAAACGAUGCGUAAAGUUUCGAUUGCUCUGUAUGGAUGCGCAAUAAUCUGUGCGUAAAAAGUGAACCAAAGACAGAAGUAAAAAUUCUCAGGCGGAUUUCUCAGUUAAGAUGGAUGCGUCAGUGAGCCUCUGGGACGUCGCGAAAAGCUGACACGGAAAGGAACAACCGACACAGUUUAUAGGCGCUUUCCGGAGUUUGGUGACGGAGCCGGAUCGGAGCGCGUAGUCUGGCAGCGGACGCUUCACAAGCCUAUGAAUUGAGUUUAUCUGGGGAAGCAGACUUUAUGUAAGAAGUAGGGCAACACCGCCCAACUUGUUCUUUUCGUCAUGCGUAAAGACGUUUUGUCGUCCAUCAUCGUGUUGUGACAGAGUUCAGCUCCGAAAGGUCAAUUCCACAGAACGCUGCCUCCAGCUGAUGCCGCAACUCCAGACGGGGUUAGUGGAAAGUUUUGCCAUUUACAUCCUCGUCUGCCUCCUAUCAACAUGAACGAGAGUGCUGAGUGUGCCGCGGCUGACAGCUACUCAGACGGGGAGAGCAUCAACCUCAGCGUGCUCAACUGGAAGCAAGUGCAGCGGCUGGACACCAUACUCACGGGCUCCAUCCCCAUUCACGGCCGAUGGAGCUUCCCGACUCUAGAGGUGAAGCCACGGGAUAUCGUCAAGGUGGUCCGCAGCCGCAUGAAGGAGAAGCGAAUACAUGUUCGGGAGGUGCGGCUAAACGGAUCGGCAGCCAGCUAUGUCCUGCACGAGGACAGCGGCCUGGGAUGGAAAGAUCUAGACUUAAUAUUCUGCGCUGAGCUGAAAGGAGAGAUAGAGUUUCAGAUAGUGAAAGAUAUAGUUCUGGACUCACUCCUAGACUUCUUGCCCGAGGGAGUGAAUAAAGAAAAGAUCACACCAGUGACCUUAAAGGAGGCAUAUGUGCAGAAGAUGGUGAAGGUGUGUAACGACUCAGAUCGUUGGAGUCUCAUCUCGCUUUCCAACAACCGCGGCAAGAACGUGGAGCUCAAGUUUGUGGACUCUCUCCGUCGGCAGUUUGAAUUCAGCGUGGACUCUUUCCAGAUUCGCCUGGACUCACUCCUCCUCUUCUACGAGUGCUCAGAGCACCCGAUGGCUGCCACUUUCCACCCCACAAUCCUUGGGGAGAGCGUCUAUGGUGACUUCCCCACCGCACUCGAUCACCUGCGCAAGCGCCUCAUCUGCACAAGGAGCCCUGAGGAGAUACGAGGCGGGGGCUUGCUGAAGUACUGCCACCUGUUGGUUCGGGGUUUCCGUGCAGCUUCCGAAGCCGAGAUGAAACUGCUGCAGCGUUACAUGUGCUCGCGCUUCUUCAUAGACUUUCCUGAUGUAAGUGAGCAGAGGAGAAAGCUAGAGUCCUAUCUGCAGAACCACUUUGUAGACCUGGAGGACAGGAAGUAUGACUACCUGGCCACGCUGUACAGUGUGGUGCAGGAGAGCACUGUAUGCCUGAUGGGUCAUGAGAGGCGUCAGACUCUCAGCCUCAUCUCUUCACUGGCCCUUCGGGUUCUGGUCGAGCAGAAUGCCAUCCCCAAUGCUGCCAAUGUCACCUGCUUCUACCAGCCAGCUCCGUAUGUCUCUGAUGGCAACUUCAGCAAUUAUUACAUAGCACAGGUUCAGCCUGUCUACUCAUGCCCACCCUCUCCUCCUCAGCAGUACCUUCCUCCUUUGCAGCAUCCCAUGUAUGCCACUUGGUUGCCCUGUAACUAAACCUUUUGUAUAUCCAUGCACUGUUGUGUAACUGCUGGGACUCACACCCCCUAUAAAAGGGAGGAAUGAUGAUCUUUUUAUCUCACUCCUUGAGAUCGGAGGUUCAUGGAAAGGAAAAAUGGAAAACAGGAGACAAGAUUAGGCAGCAAAGAAGUGAAUCAAGGAAGGGCAAGAAAAUGAAGACAAGGAACCAGGACCAAAGCAGUUGGUUAAAGAAAAGUUUUUUUCCUGGGUUAGGAUGCUACACAUAAGAUGAGCACACAGGGAGAGAUGCCAGUAAGUGGGGCUGGCCUGCCAGUUCGAGGGUUUGAUAGCUCAAACCAUUGCUGAGGCUCGGAGUCUGAUGUGCUGUAAGUUCUGGCAUGUAAGCACAGCUUCACAUUAUAAACCAAAAACACAGGAUCACAAAGAGCAGCAAAGGACACUGAAGAUGGUUUGAUUCACAUAUUUACCCUCUGCACUGUGUCUGUGCGUGAUGGGAACUUUGUUUUCACAGACAAUGCAAAAAGAGGAACUGAAUACUGUUUACAAACCCAAAGAUCUGCUUUGUUACUCAAGUUACUCGAGUUUUUUCUGAACUCUGACAAAAAAAAACAACAAAAAAACCAACAAAAAACACACACACAACAAAACAAUGCAUGCUUUAUUUCUGUACAGGAAUACAUUUUUUAAGUGCCUAGUUAAAGCCUAAAGGGAAGAGUUAUUUUUGUGAUUCUUUAUCAUAGAGUACUAUUGAGUUCUCUCAUGACAUUUUCAAGAUGAUAAUGAAUGUACUGAUAGAAAAUUUACAGAUGCUGACUAAGGUCUCUAACACUGAGGGAGGUAUUUUACCAACUGAUGUAUUUUUUUUAACAGUGUUUGGUUGAAGAUUAUGUUCUUAUCAGCAGUCCUACUGGACAAGUACACAUCCUGAUUACCAAAGAGGAAGUAACAACAUAAUCUCAUCAUCUGUAGAAGGGGGGGGGGGGGGUUAAAAUGCUUAUAAAAAUAGAUGGUUAUUUCGAGAGGAGAGGGGGUUGCAAAAUAAGGUGGGUGAGUGUAUAGCAACCUAUUUAUUUAAAAAGCACCUUUUGCUAUUUUUUGUACACUUUGCCAGAUGCAAACUAAAAUGCAAAUUAAAAGAACAAAUUUAAAUAUAUACCGCUCGAGCUUACUUAAAGGGACCCUGUGGAGUUUCUUUCUUUGUUUACACUAUUUCCCUGAGGUCUAAAAAGUACAUUCAACACUGUUGGUCAGUAAAACAGUAUGAAAUGAACUGCAGCAAUCUCACCAGGGUGUAAUCAGAACAAACAGAUAAGUCCCAGCACUUUGACUCAGACCGGGCCACUGCAAUGGGAUCACACUCUACCCAUCUUUGCGGUCCCCCGAGUAUGCAUAUUAGCCAUGCCACUCCCUUAAAACACUAAAGUUUGCAGUGAGCGAAAGGGAAUCAAGGAAGGUUAAGCAAUUGGAAAUGCACUUUCAAAAAUUGGCUAUCCAAACAUGCCCACCUUUCUGCAAUGAAUCCUAAAACAAAUGUGAGAGGGAGAAAGUAGACAGCAAACUGUAGGGCCAAAUAAAAGUCAGCUCCAAGAAGAGUAAUGAUCGACUGACUGCCUAAAAACACAGGAAAUGAACACUGUUAAUGAUAAGUGGAGGUUAACAAAAAUAACCAAACUUUUCCAUUUAGACAACUUAUUAGCAUUACAAGAAACAGCAGGGACAAAAUAUCAGAUUAACUGUCACAGUCUUAUCUGUUAAAAAGUUAAUAUAGUUACCUGAGACACAUGACAUCACUCACAUAAUUAGGAAUUAUUCACAUUCCACUAUAACACUGAAACGAUAACUAGCUAGCUAGGAAACUACAUCAUCAUUCAUAGAAGUGCCAGCCAAAUGAAUUCAAGCAAAGGCUGCAGAGACAGUUUAAUUGUUAUCAACAGAACUUUUAAAAAGCUAGUUUGUGCACUACUUUUAUCAAGGGGAUUUUAACUGGUUCAUGGAAUCCAGAGUACUGUAGCCUUAUGCUAAUUAUCGUCAUCUCAUCAUCAUCAUCAUCCUCAUCAUCUGUGCCAAGAAUGCAGCCCAUUGUUAGCUGACUCUCUAUGCUUUCCUGUUUUCCUCUUCUUUUUUCCCUCACCCUUUGUAGGGUCUUUACCUUACAAUAUAAAUGCCCCCUGAGGUGAUGAAUUGGCACUAUAUAAAAAAAAAAAAAAAAACACUGAACUGAAUUUAAUUGGUUUCUGCUUGCUGCAGGUUUUCUAUUCCCUUUACUCCCAGGUUGUCUUCUUCUCACAGCACCUACUAAUCAUCUGCUGCAGCCCGCGGGUCCUCAACCCUAAAACACUAAGAUCAGAUGAUUUUCUCACUCACGUGUUCUAGGGUUAAUCUGAUGAAUUUAGCACCUGUGUUUUGUCUUUUGGAUUUCUCCACAAGUGCCUUGCCUUUUUCUCCUAUCCAUAUUGGCUCUCUGACUUUUUUCCUGAUGUGCUGUUGAAAGACCAGCCUACAGGAAAAGUGUCCAGUCUGCCAGAUGACCAGUCCAUCCCCGGACCUCAUGCAUAGCAUCACAUGUGCAUGUGCAUCCUCAAACACACGAUACGACCAAAAACCUUGCUCUAUUGAGCGCCUAAAAUCAAAAACUCUACAGGGUACCUUUUAGUCAUAAAUGCAUAAAUGCAACAGAAAGUUUUAAAACAUGGGCAAUCAGUUUUCCAAAAUUUACACUGGAAAGUUAUAAUACAUAGAAGACAUUUUUUAAGUCUUUUUUUUUAAUCAAAUGCAUUAAGAUUUAAACAUAUUUUGUGUGCAGUUUGAAUGCAUUUUGUCACAAUGUAUCUGCUUGAAAAGAAAAAAUGUUACUAUGUGUAAGAGAAAAAAAGAAGAACUGUGUUACAAACUCUGAGUUUGUCAGAGGAGUGAAAGUUAGAUUGUGCAUGCAAGCAUGUUGCAAUAGAGCACAGGCCCAGCAAGCAGAGGAGAACACAGAUGACAGCUGUUGAAAUUGGUCUGAAAAUAAUUACACAGAUAUUUGAAUGGCAUUAAAGCCUGUCGCCUGAGAUUUAAAGUAGACUCUUUCAGUGAUCAUGAAGUGACAGGAGUAUAUUUUCAGUUCUUAACAUGCACUUCACUCAGAAUAUUCUCUCUCAAACAAGUCAGAUCCUCUAUUUUUCUAUCAAUCUCUAUUUUUGUACAGUUUCUAUUCGACCAAAUUAGCAGACAAAGCUGCGUCACUGAAUUUAAUGGUGUAUUUUGUGUUGUAAUUUUGGCUGAUGAACAGAACAUUGGUGGAGUGGGUGAGAUAUACACACAUGUUCAUUGUACGUGUGCUCUGAGCUGUUUCAUGUGGAUUUCUGUUGCUGUAAAGAGAUUGUUUUGUUGUUUUUUUCAGUGUUUUCAACAGCAACCCUGUUUGAACCUGAAAAUAAAUAUCUUAUGAUUGUGUUAAAGUUCA